Molecule: messenger RNA, 1982 nt
Organism: Lycium barbarum (goji berry)
Lineage: Eukaryota; Viridiplantae; Streptophyta; Magnoliopsida; Solanales; Solanaceae
Product: flavonol 3-sulfotransferase-like
Exons: 1
Coding region: 101-1315 (404 amino acids)
Biological process (GO): sulfation
Cellular component (GO): cytoplasm
Molecular function (GO): sulfotransferase activity
Source: RefSeq, a predicted model, not a curated record
ACCAAAUAUCAUGGUCAAAGUCCCUCAUUUUCCACGAAUAUGCUACAAUGGUUAUAACCACUAACCAUUCCAUAGGUAAAGAAAUAUAAUAUAUGUAUAUAUGAGUGAGCCGUGUAUAAUUAGCGUCCACACUUUAUUUUGUAUACCGGGUCCUGGCCAAGAUCAACAAUUAAUUGCUGUUGUAUUCUUGUUCUCUAAUAAGGCUUAUAAAUGUAGCAAGAGUUUCUACUCCCUUUGCUCCAUUAACUCAAUGACAAGCUUCAUCUCUACCCAAAACUCCCCCUUACCCACAAAUGGUGCCACUAAAGAAGAACAAAGCCACAAAAAUCACCAAGAAUUUCCUGAUAUAAUACUCUCUGAGCUUCCAAAAGAAAGAGGCUGGCUGAGUGAUCAGCAUGUACACCAAUGUAAUGGCUUUUGGUAUCCCACUGGAAUUCUCCAAGGUCUUAUAGCACUUCAGCAACACCGCUAUAAACCAAAACCAAAUGAUGUCUUACUAGCCAGUUACCCAAAAUCUGGCACCACAUGGCUCAAGGCCCUUCUUUUUUCCAUUACAAACAGAGCAAAAUACAGUUUUAACACACAUCCUUUGCUCUCUUCAAACCCACAUGUGUUAGUACCUCAAUUAGAGGCCUAUGCAUUUAAGCACCCAACAAAUCCAACACCAAACUCUUCUCUAAUGCAUUCUCAUCUUGCUUUCAAUUCUUUACCAGAGUCCAACUGCAAAAUAGUGUACGUUGCUCGCGACCCGAAAGAUGUGUUAGCUUCUUGCUGGCAUUUUGUGCAGAAAUUAAGACCCAAAGACCUGCCACCAAUUUCUCUACCAGAAGCAUUUGACCAGUUUACUAAAGGGUGCUCCCCUUUUGGUCCAUUUUGGGAUCAUGUAAUGGGAUAUUAUAAGGCCAGCUUAGAAUUUCCAAAGAGGGUCUUUUUCUUGAAAUAUGAGGAUUUGAAGAAAGAUCCAAUCUUUCAUGCAAAGAGAUUAGCAGAGUUCUUGGGGCAGCCUUUUUCCUUGGAGGAAGAAAGUGAAGGUAUUGUUGAGAGAAUAACAGAGCUUUGCAGCUUUGAGAAACUGAGCAAUUUGGAGGUGAAUAAAGGUGGUACACACACUGGCUUUUUUAUUCCUACUAUUGCAAACAACACAUUUUUCAGGCAAGGCAAAGUGGGUGAUUCCAAGAAUCAUCUUUCAAAGGAAAUGAUUGAGGUUCUUGAUGAAAUCACAAAACAAAAGUUAGGUUUUGAUUUGAUGACCACCUCCAUCACUGUGCAGCAAAAUGGAAAAAGGAUUGAGUCAGACAAGAAUCAUAGCAACUAGCAUGAUUUUCUUCCUGAGGAAAUUGUCCAAUAAAUUGAAUUUUCCUUUACUCUCCUCUUUUCUUCAGUUGUUUUGGUUACCACGUGUAGUUCAUGUCGAACCUUUGGUUCUUGAUUACAAUAAAUGUGUGUUUUUGUCAAUUUCUGAUGCCUUGCAAUCCUUUAUUUCCUUUGAUACAAUCUGAGCGGCAUCAAGGCCUUUUACAAGGAGCCAAGCGAGGGAACUUCAAACUAUGCAAGCAUUGUUCAUGAGGAGGGACAUACUUAAUACAUUCUAGAGCCUUCCCGGAGCUUCCAAGUAUUCAUGAUAGCAUGGGAGAAUGGUUCGGAGAAGAGCGUUGAAGAUGGCCAUGCUUGCAAUGUGGCUAUUACUUGAAUAUUUGCAAUUUCAAGUUUCAAUUCCAAGUAUUCAGGAUAGCAUGGGAGGACGGUUUGGAGAAGGGUAGAAGUGUAAUAACUUAGUUGUUUUUUUUAUAUUUCUAGUAUAAAUAGGAGUUUAUUUCAUUUUGGAAGACUUAACUAUUUUGAGUAUUGAUAUUGAUAUUGUAAGACUCUUGAGAGUGAGAGCUUAUUUGGCUAUUGAUUGUGAACAUUGUGAGAGGAUUGAUUAUUUGGGUAAUCAAACCCUCUUGGUCAUUCUAAGAGUUUGGUGGUCUUUAGUUCCUAAA